CGAGGGAUUGCACGCCACCGCCUCCGCGUCAUCCGGAUUCUCACCACACCAAUUCCACUUCCCCACGAGCUCCUGGCUCAGCCUCCCGAAGAGCACGCACGCGGCGCGGGUAUGGAUACGACGACGCUCACCGUCACCCACUCCCGGCUCCGUCCUGCUGCUACCGACUCCGCGGCACGUCGCCGCUCGCCGGCGGGAGGCCGCGGCCUCGGCUCAUUGGCCGCCCGGGUCGCCAAGAGCCUCGCCCGCGGCCUCGUCACCUGCGUCUUCGCGACAGUGGGCACGGUCCUCGGCGCGAUCACGGGCGGGCUGAUCGGGCUGGCGACGGAGACGGGCGUGGUGCGCGGCACGGGCGUCGGCGGCCUCACGGGCGCGCUCGUGUCCAUGGAGGUCGUCGACUCCUACCUCGCCAUGUGGCGCUCCGACGAGCCGGCCAUCUGGAGCGCCGUCUACGUGCUGGACGUGAUCUGGAGCCUGCUGACCGGCCGCCUCGUGCGCGAGAAGGUGGACCCCGCCGUGCUCAGCGCCGUCGAGAGCCAGAUGAGUGCAGUGGAGGCACCGGUCGGACAUGGUGACGGCGCCGACAUCUUCGAGACGGGUGGCAGCAGCGGCAUGCCGAGGGCCGCCAUCGACGCGCUCCCGGUGGUGAGGUUCGCCGUGAGCGGCAACGUCGACGCCGGCGGCGAGCUCACCGUGUGCUCCGUUUGCCUCCAGGAGUUUGAGGCCGGCGAGAGCGCGAGGAGCCUGCCGGUGUGCCGCCACACGUUCCACCUGCCGUGCAUCGACGGCUGGCUGCUCCGGCACGCCUCCUGCCCCUUGUGCCGGCGCGCAGUCUAGGCAGCCGAUACUCUCCGAGUCUCUGUAACUGUACUGAACCUUGUGUAGCUCGUGAGAUGCGUCCAUAGGAGCUGACACCCGUUCAUGAACAGCACUGAACUUCACACAAUCACCACCAUUUUUGUGAAACACAGCAGCGUGAAUACUCUGUAGCUCGUCAGAUGAUCAGACUGGCGGCGUCUUGUAUGUAAUUGUAACCUUGAAUUCUUUUUCAUUGGUUAACUUAUGCUGGAGUA
Molecule: messenger RNA, 1073 nt
Organism: Setaria italica (foxtail millet)
Lineage: Eukaryota; Viridiplantae; Streptophyta; Magnoliopsida; Poales; Poaceae
Product: NEP1-interacting protein-like 1
Exons: 5
Coding region: 112-837 (241 amino acids)
Source: RefSeq, a predicted model, not a curated record